GUCACCCUUGUCUCCACCCCACCACAAAAUAGAACAAAAUAUUCAAUUCUCAAAUAUUUAAACCGUGCUGCUGAUAACCCCACACGGCACAGGCACACAUUUCUUUUCUUUGGGGGUGAGCUACAAUUCCAUCAACAGCAACACAUCACAUCAAACGACAUUCGAACAAGAAAAGAGAACGACCUGCAGAAAAAUAUAGAACACCCUAAUCAAUUGAAUUAAGAAAAUUGUAAAAGAAUUUAAUUCUGGACCGCUUGUGAUUGAAGCACUCGAACUGUGUUACGCAAGAAAUGCUCAAUCGCCUGCUCCACAAUUUAAAACAUCGCUCCAAUGUUACCCUCCGUCAGUGGUCAUAUCAGUGUGAGUACAUUUUUGCCCAGCGUUCGCGGCGUGCCCAGCAACUGUUGACCUUCUACCAUCGGGUAUGGGGCGAGACCGGAUUCAAGGAGCUGUUGCGAAGCUAUCGCACUCAAUUCCAGCCUCCGAUACAGGGCCUUAUGUUGAGUGCCGUUGGGGCUCUGGCAUUCGAUUGGGACAACGAACGGAUCCAACUCAACAAGUUCGAACUCUGUCAGUCGGACAUGGACUUCAUCGACCGUGCCGAAAGAGCUCUUGUGUGCGAGGUAUGCAGUCAGUGGUCGAGAACGGUCUGUUAUUGUGCAUCGAACACAGACGACCGCAUAUGGGAGCCCUAUGUGACCAGGGACAACUACACAAUCUGGAAGCGCGAGGAGAAGCCAUCUCUGUACGCCUACAAGAUUUACGUUCACUACGACGACGUCUCGGCCGAUGACUUCCUCAACGUCCAGACCGACAUCGAAUAUCGCAAACAAUGGGACUCAACGGCUGUCAAGCUGGAGGUAAUCGAGUGCGACACGAUGCCAAACUCCAACAGCCAUCUGAUAUACUGGGAGAUGCAGUGGCCCAGAUUCUUCGCCAAUAGGGACUACGUUUACUGUCGACGCAUCCUAACCGACAAGGAACACAAUGCAAUUCUAAUAUACAACCAGAGCACCAAGCACCCCAAGUACCCUGAGGACCCACAGAAGGUGCGCGUUAACGAAUAUUGGAGCUACAUGGUCAUAAAACCCUACAAGACCUUCCAAGAACCUGGAAUUCACUAUGUGUUGACAUAUUUCGACGACCCUGGGUUGGCGAUUCCCGCACGAGUGAAAUCCUGGGUCACCCAAAGCCAGAUGCCUGACUUCCUCAACAGACUCUACGAGGCAACCAAGGAAUACGCCCGCAAUCGUUCCCAGUCAAAGACAAAACAAAUUUCCAGCCACUUCAAGAUGUCAACAUCUGAGUGCCGAACAAACGACGAGGAUCGAGGCAGUCGACUAGACAGCGGCGGUGGUGGUGGACCUAGAGUACCGAAAAUUGAGCCAAUACAGGUUGGGAAGUAGGUAGAAGUGCACCUCUCCCGGUCUGUUUCUUUUCUUAUUUUUUUUUUUUGAAACGAGACUUGUUUUCAUAUUUUAUCACAUCCCUCUUUAAGCUAAUUCCAAUCUAACUAUUGUUAUACAAUUUUCCCUAAUUUACCUCUAUCUCUCUACCCCUUCUUCUCUUUCUCUUUUUCGAGUAAGGUUCUAUAUUUUAUUAAAUCCAAUUGGCGGUUGUUAACGAAGUGCACUAACGCUAAGUGCAUGGCAUUCGAAGAAGUUGCAAAAAGUGUACAUUUUUUUAAAUAUUGAAUUAGUAGCAUUUAUUAUUAAUUUUGAUAAACGAUCUUUUGAUUUUUAAGAUUUUAUCACGUGUUUUUUAAUUGAAUUGGAGAAAAAAACAAAAAUGUUAAAGUAUUUUGAAGAGAAGAGAAUUACAUAAAAUAAAACACUAAAAUAUCCUGUUUUCUUAUGAUGA
Messenger RNA from Eupeodes corollae, 1860 nucleotides. Its product is annotated as stAR-related lipid transfer protein 7, mitochondrial. Bases 291 to 1406 code for a protein of 371 amino acids. The transcript has a single exon. The record is from RefSeq and is a predicted model, not a curated record. Lineage: Eukaryota; Metazoa; Arthropoda; Insecta; Diptera; Syrphidae. Gene Ontology annotation, molecular function: lipid binding.